UGAAAUACAAUUUUUGAUUGAAUUUAUGUCAGUUCGGAUGUAGAUGUCAGCUGUAGUUUGUCUAUGGACAUUUAAGGUUAUUUACCACUGACGAAAUCUUAGAAUCGCCGGAUUUACGAUAAAACUUGUGCAAUGAGUAACAUAUUUAAGCUGAAAUUAAGUGCUCUGGGCCAUCCCAACCCGGAUAGUUUUAACUGUGAAGAUGAAAAAGAGUACAGAAGCGUUGUUUUGUGGCUGGAAGACCAAAAAAUCAGACAUUACAAGAUCGAGGAGCGUGAGGGUUUAAGGAACAUUGAUGCGGACAGUUGGAAGGAAGCUUAUGACACGUACCAGCGAGAUCUCGUAAGUCCGGCUUCAGAAGGGUCUCCGAACGAACAGCUUAAUUGGUUACUAUCCUACGCCGUCAGAUUGGAGUAUGCUGACAAUGUUGAUAAGUACAAGAAUGCCAAGGCAGAGCAGAAGAAACAAGCUGCCCCCAACAUAGUCUCUUCAAAUCCCUUGGACAACCUUGAUUUUUCAAGUCCAGCAUUUAAAUCAGGAGUUGAACGGGUUUGUACAGUGGCCGGUAUAGGUCCACAUUUGGACCCGAAGAUGAGACUUGCAGCUCUGUCAAAAAUCCUGAAGACUACACCACAUCCUGACCCUCCCAAAGCAGAAGUGAAUGUUGUUCAGCAACCUUCUGAUGUGUUGAAACUAUUGUUUGUUCAAGACCUUAGGAAUUUACAAACAAAAAUCAAUGAAGCAUUGGUAGCAGUACAGACUGUCACUGCUGAUCCUCGCACAGACACCAAACUCGGCCGCGUGGGAAGAUAAAAUGACAUACUUUAUUGUUGGGCAUCCUUAUUAACCUAGUCUGAUUAAAAAUAACAAAUGCCAUUUUAAUUUGGAGGGCAAUAUACUGAUGCCCAACAAAUAAAAUAAUUAUAUGUUAAUCAUACACUGUAUUUUAACCUGACAAUAAAGCUUCAAAUAUAAAAUAAACUACAUUUUUAAAGUGCAAAAAUCAGGCCAUGUGUAUCAAUAAUGAAAUAAGAAUAACAAUGUAAACUAUACAUGUCAAAUAAUUGUCUUCCAAUAUAUAAAACUGUUUAUUAAGGGUGAACAAUUAUUGUAUUCAGUAGAAUAUGCUAUCUUGUGUUAACAUAAGAUUAAGUUAAUUAAUAACAUUCCAUGGAAUGUUAAGAUAUAUUUACCAUUAUCUUUGAUGCAGUGUGUGAUUAACAACAAUGUACUAAAUUAACUGAUCUGCAGUGUAUUUAUAAUAUUUAAAAUUAAAACUCAAAAUUUA
Messenger RNA from Manduca sexta (tobacco hornworm), 1288 nucleotides. RefSeq names its product RNA transcription, translation and transport factor protein. The transcript is spliced from 4 exons. Gene Ontology annotation, biological process: tRNA splicing, via endonucleolytic cleavage and ligation. The record is from RefSeq and is a predicted model, not a curated record. NCBI's taxonomy places the organism in Eukaryota, Metazoa, Arthropoda, Insecta, Lepidoptera, Sphingidae. The coding region runs from base 133 to 813 and encodes 226 amino acids. Gene Ontology annotation, molecular function: RNA binding. Gene Ontology annotation, cellular component: tRNA-splicing ligase complex.